This is a messenger RNA of Sorex araneus (European shrew), 2766 nucleotides long. It is a transcript of the gene ELMOD3, whose product is annotated as ELMO domain containing 3. The record is from RefSeq and is a predicted model, not a curated record. The coding region runs from base 361 to 1503 and encodes 380 amino acids. NCBI's taxonomy places the organism in Eukaryota, Metazoa, Chordata, Mammalia, Eulipotyphla, Soricidae. The transcript has 12 exons.
CAUGGCGCCUGUUGAAGCCCCAGCUUCUGCAUCCCGAGUUCGUGGGGCAGAUGUGUGAAGGCCCAGGGUCGGCACUGCUGGACUCAUUUCAGACCGGGGAUUGCUCCCGACACACUGCCUGUCGCCUGCUGAGGCUGCUCUGUGGGGCUGAGGCUUCCGAGACCUCAGGGACCAUCUUUCAGCCCUCACAGAAACCUCCUUCACCCUGGUGAUGGCUCACAGGGACUGUUUUCUCUCUCUUGGUCUGCAUGACGGCCAAGGAGGAAGGCAAAGGUAGAGCAGUCGGACCUCCGGAUCUCCCUGUAGUUAUUCCUCUCUGGACCCCAGGACAAGCCUUACUUGAGUAAAUGAUUCUGAGUCAUGAGUGAAAAAUCUUGCUCUUUCCAUAAUGAGAAAGAAUUAAAAGAUGGACAGGCCAAAAAUGUAUCUUCCAGAUACUCAUCACAUGACAAGGACAGCAAACCCUUUCUGGCUUUCCGAGGGAUACCCAUUUCCGACCUGCAGAGCCACAGCAUCCUCCAGGCGCUGACGACAGACGCUAACGGCUGGGAGCCUGGUGUUUUGAGUACAGAGGUGCUCAGGGCCCAGGAAGAAUGGGAGGCUGUGGACAGCGUCCUGCCAGAGCCAGGGACCCCGGCCCGCGCAGAGCAGCCCGGGAAGCUGGUCUCCUUCAGUGAGGCCCUGCAGCACUUCCAGACCAUAGACCUCUCCUCCUUCAAGCAAAGGAUCCAGCCCACUGUCCGGAGGACCGGGCUCGCCGCCCUCCGGCACCGCCUCUUUGGGCCUCCAAAGCUCCACCAGGGCCUCCACGAAGAAAGGGACCUGGUGCUGACCAUCGCCCAGUGUGGCCUGGACAGUCAAGACCCGAUGCACGGCCGCGUCCUGCAGACCAUCUACAGGAAGCUGACUGGCUCCAAGUGCGACUGCGCCCUUCUCGGAGACCACUGGCAGGACCUGGGCUUUCAGGGAACAAACCCGGGCACGGACCUGCGAGGUGCGGGCUUCCUGGCACUCCUGCAUCUGCUCUACCUGGUGAUGGACUCCAAGACCCUGCUGAUGGCUCAGGAGAUUUUCCGCCUGUCUCAUCACCACAUCCAGCAAUUCCCCUUCUGCCUGAUGUCGGUCAACAUCACCCGCAUCGCAGUCCAGGCCUUGCGAGAGGAGUGUCUGUCCAGGGAGUGUAACCGGCAGCAGAGGGUCAUCCCCGUGGUGAACAGCUUCUACGCCGCCACCUUCUUGCGCCUGGCGCACGUCUGGAGGACAGAGCAGAAGACCAUCUCUGACUCGGGCUUCGUCCUCAAAGACUUGGAAGUGUUGGCCAAGAAGAGCCCCAGGCGGCUGCUGAAGAUGCUGGAGCUGUACUUGGCCCGAGUGUCGCAGGGCCAGGCCUCCCUGCUGGGGGCACAGAAGUGCCGCGGGCCGCCGGCCUCCCACUCCCAAGAUCUCACCUUCACCGGGGUGUGCGAGCUGCCCUCGUACCCCACGGACGGCAGGCUGAUCUGAGCCCUGCCUCUGCCUGGCCCCGCUACAGAGAGGGCUGUGGGACGCUCCAGGGCCUGGCCUGGGAUGCUGAGACUUUCAGGCCGUGACCUGGGCCACCCCAACUGCCCUGAUGUCAGCCGGCUCAGCAGCUAUUCUCAGUCGGGACUGAGAACACGAGGUGGGAGAGCGCCCCCUGGAGGCUCCACAGCGCCCUACACCGAGGCAUCUCCAAGCCACGGCACUGCAUUCCACCUUGCAGGUUUGCAGACUCCAUGCGUGGAGCAGGGACAUGUUGUUGGAAGGGAGGAGGCCUCGGUGGCAGCAGGAGGCAGCCCGGGGGCCAGCCUCAGCACUCGCCACUCCCUCCCACACUUCCCCUCUGUUUAUAUGAUACAGAAUCAGGUGCUUGGCUGGGUGUCCCCCUUGCUGCCCGUCCAGCCACACACUCCAGCACGUCUGAAUGAAAAGUGUGGCUCUGGCUGAGGGUGUGGUGCCUUUCCCUCGGGCAGGCCAUGCGUGCCCCACUGCCCAUCUUUAGGUCCUGCUGAGAGCCAGGCCAUGCGGUCAGGACGGGGCCUGCCCUGGGCAGCCAACACUCGCUUGAGGGUUGCUGUCUGUGGUGUCCAUUUGCUCGAGGCUGUCCAGGCCAGUGUUGCCGAGUUGCCCCCCACCGCCCCGCAGCUUUCCCGUCCUGCUGGCCCCUGGGGUCUCUGAGGUGGGGCUGGUGAGAGGCUGCCUCUCCCGCAGAAAUGGCAGGGAGCUCUCUGGGCCCCGGGGUUGGAGCAGGGCAGAAAGAGCGUCACCAAGCCCUUUCCCCGGCUUGCUCUGAGGGGAGAAGAGGCCCUCCUGCAGAACCAGAAAGCAAGGCCCUGACUGCCACAGGCCAGAGAGUGUGGGUCAGGGGGCUCUCUACGCAGCCCCCUCUCCUCACACUGGUGUGGCCCUUCUGCACGUGCAGAAGCCCGGUCCCAGGGCCACAUGCUCCAGACAGCACCUCCGUGUGUCUGGUCUCGGGACACUAGCGGGGGUGGAAUCCAGGGGUGGAUCUGGACCCUCGAAAAGCAUAAUCCAAGGGCCUGAGAGAGAGAGAGUCCAGGCGGUGAGACAUUUGCCUUGCAGGUGGCUGCUGACCCUGGUCCACAUCCCAGGUACCGUAUAUGGGCCCCUGAGCAAUGCUGGGAGUGAGCCCUGAGCACAGAGCUACAGGUUAGGCCUAAAAACAGUUGGGUGACCCCACCACUACCACCACCAAAAACAUAAAUAAAACCAAGAAAAUCGCAAAAA